Hemibagrus wyckioides is the source of this 4299-nucleotide messenger RNA. RefSeq names its product activin A receptor type 2Ab (gene acvr2ab). Gene Ontology annotation, cellular component: activin receptor complex; plasma membrane. Gene Ontology annotation, biological process: protein phosphorylation; activin receptor signaling pathway; cellular response to growth factor stimulus. Lineage: Eukaryota; Metazoa; Chordata; Actinopteri; Siluriformes; Bagridae. The record is from RefSeq and is a predicted model, not a curated record. The transcript is spliced from 11 exons. Gene Ontology annotation, molecular function: ATP binding; activin binding; activin receptor activity. Bases 244 to 1785 code for a protein of 513 amino acids.
UAAAUAUUUAUCCUUAUUCCCCCCCCACCUCUUCAAUGGCGAUGUUAUGUCUCUGCUGUAUGGACUGUUUUAUGCCUCGGUAGCUCGGACGUGGAGCUGAAGAUGCUUUCAUGAAGACUCUCCGGACAUUGUUCAUAAACAGUUGGAAAAAUCGUCAAGACAGAAGCAGAGACAGAUCCAUCAGCCGUGCAUGAUUUAUUUGGGAUUUUAUUCUGAACUGAGGACUAAACCAUCAGCCUGAAGAUGGGAUCUGCGACUAAACUUGCAUUCGCCGUGUUCCUCAUCUCCUGCUCAUCAGGGGCAAUCCUGGGCCGAUCGGAAACGCGAGAGUGCAUGUUCUACAACUCCAACUGGGAGAAGGACCGGACGAACCGCAGUGGAAUCGAGCCUUGUACCGGAGAGAAAGACAAGCGCAGACACUGCUUCUCCACGUGGAAGAACAGCUCAGGAACCAUCGAGCUCGUCAAACAGGGCUGCUGGCUCGACGAUGUCAACUGCUACGACAGUAGCGAGUGUGUGGAGAGGAAAGACAGCCCUGAAGUGUUUUUCUGCUGCUGUGAGGGCAAUAUGUGCAACGAGAAGAUUUACUACAGCCCCGAUACCCCAGCUAUACAGACCACGUCAAACCCACUGCCCCCGAAGCCGGAGCUGUUCAACACACUGCUCUACUCUCUGGUGCCAAUCAUGGGCAUUGCUGCCAUCCUGCUCUUCUCCUUCUGGAUGUACCACCACCACAAGCUGGCAUAUCCGCCUGUGCUCGUCCCCACGCAGGAUCCUGGGUUGACUCCGCCCUCUCCGCUCCUGGGCCAGAAGCCACUGCAGUUGCUGGAGAUCAAGGCCAGGGGGCGCUUCGGCUGCGUGUGGAAGGCACAGCUGCUCAAUGAACAUGUGGCUGUGAAGAUCUUCCCCAUCCAGAAUAAGCAGUCCUGGCAGAAUGAGUACGAGAUGUUCAGCUUGAGUGGAAUGAAACACGAGAACAUCCUCAACUUCAUUGGAGCUGAGAAGAGAGGAAACGGCAUGGACAUCGAGCUGUGGCUUAUUACAGCUUACCAUGAGAAGGGCUCACUGACUGAUUACCUGAAGGCUAAUGUGCUGUCUUGGAAUGAGCUGUGUCACAUCGCUCAGACUUUUGCGCGAGGUUUAGCGUACCUGCAUGAAGACAUCCCGGGCCUGAAGGACGGCCACAAGCCUGUCAUUGCACACAGGGAUAUUAAGAGUAAGAACAUACUGUUGAAGAACAAUCUCACCGUCUGCAUUGCAGAUUUUGGCCUCGCUCUCAAGUUUGAGGCGGGUAAAUCUGCAGGCGACACCCACGGACAGGUGGGUACUCGACGCUACAUGGCUCCAGAGGUGUUGGAAGGAGCCAUAAAUUUUCAGCGAGACGCCUUCCUGAGGAUUGAUAUGUACGCUGUUGGACUCGUGCUGUGGGAACUGGCAUCCCGCUGCACUGCUGCCGACGGUCCAGUGGAUGAGUAUGCGUUGCCGUUUGAGGAGGAGGUGGGUCAGCAUCCCUCAUUAGAGGACAUGCAAGAAGUCGUCGUACACAAGAAACUCAGACCCACUUUAAGAGAGUACUGGCAGAAACAUGCGGGCCUGGCCACGCUGUGCGAGACCAUAGAAGAGUGCUGGGAUCACGAGGCUGAGGCUCGCCUCUCGGCCGGCUGCGUGGAGGAACGCAUCAUCACUAUGCAGCGACAGACCAACCUCAUUGCCCCUGACGACAUCCUCACCGUCGUCACUAUGGUGACCAACCUGGACUACCCACCCAAAGAGUCCAGCCUAUGAUGCUUUACCUCAUCAGCUAAUCAGACUGCAAGGGUGGGAUGAGGUAGAGCUCGGGGUGCUACAAGCAUCUCCCGCUCCCAUCAACUAAUCAGACUGCAAGGGUGGGAUGACGUAGAGCUCGGGGUGCUACAAGCAUCUCCUGCUCCCGGUGCAUGUGUAUGUGUGCAUGCACACAAGGACACACAAGUGUGUGAGACAGUUUAAUCCUUAUGAACUCCUGGAGGGAACGGAAAUACAUGACAAAAAUGAUCACACACACACACACAAAUAGGACCUUCAGAUGGGAGGCUCAAGAAAAGGAAGUCGUUGUUUGCACCAAAAGUGUUCUUUUUCCACAAGCAGAAGACUUCCUGAUUUUUUUUUUUUUUUUUUUUUAAACACGUUUGAAGACUUUUAAGAAAAAUAUCCAGUUUGGUUUUAGUACGAAAAGGGCAACACUCGUAUAAACUGCGUUGGCUUUUUUCCUCCUUCUGCUUUCGAUUUGUUUUUAAAUCAUCAUUGUAACUCCAAUAAGAAAGCGCUUCUGAAUGUCCAGUACUACUGCUCACUCACACACAUACACACACAAUGUAAACAUCAUACACACGUGUCUCGCUCACACCUCACCUUGCGUUCCCAUGAACAAAAGCAGUCUUUCAUCCUCUAUGCAACAAGUGACAUUUAAAUUGAGAUUUUCUCCAAUUUAUGCAAAUUAGUUAAGGCAGAAAAUGAAAACGAUUGGCUUUCACAAAGUUCCCCAGCCUGCAGCACGAGGCACACUACAGAUUUGGGAAUGGGCAUUUUGUUUUUGGACACUUUUCUGCCUAUAAUCAGCUGCAGCUAAAUGUUUUAAAUAUAUAUAUAUAUAUAUAUAUACACACACUCUUUACAAAGCCACGCCCCCAAGCUCCAUUGAGGUGCUUAGGUGUUCCUGUACUGAUGCAUUCUGGGAACUGUAAGGUGGCCCUUAGAUCAUCCAAAUUCGAACUGUUUUCUAUUUAAAUAUCCAAGUUACAGUUCAUCAGGUGAUUCGAGACACACAACAUUUCUGCCUUCCAUAUCGCCUUUAUUUCUUUAUUGCUGCAUUCAAAAGCGGUUUUUUUUCCCUUUUGUUUGAUUUUAUGUUUUUCCCUUUUUCCUUUUUUUUUUUUUGAAAUAUCUCUUUUGAGUGCGCUGCUCGAGCUGUGAAGGGUAAAGCGGAUGGAUCGUAGGUAAAAAUCCAUACCAUAGUCUUUUGAAGUCUCAAGGACGGAGUGAUGGAGUCACUUUGCAACGUGGUGUUGGUUUUAGAAGGCUGUAGAAGAGCUUGUCUUUUACACUUUUUAUUUGAUGUUCUCUUCCAUCAUCCCUGUUUUCAAAAGCUAACAGUUAUUUCUCUCUCUCUCACACACACAAACACACACACACACACACGCACGCAGCUCAGCUGCUCUGGUUUUCAUGAUACACCUCAGGUAACCUCUCGGUAUUUCUCCUUCUCUUUCUUCUGUUCAUUCUGGUGCCAUUGAAUCAAUAAUCUGGCUCACUUGAUUUAUUAUUCAUUUUCUACACACGAAGGUUGCGCAUAAUUCUUACGACACUAAAUCUUUCAUUCUCUCUCUCUCUCUCUCCCUCUCUCUCUCUCUCCCUCUCCCCCCCCAUAUGGAAACACUACAUCAGUAUUCAGGGAUUCAGCACUAUGCGUUGGUAAAAAUUCUAGCUCUUAUGCAAUCAUGCCAGGUGCAACAGCAACUUCUGUAACUGUAGCAUGUUUCUGGGCUGCGUUUCAGUUAUUUAUUUUCACGCUACAGUGGGUGCCAAUACUUUAAAACAGAUACACGUAAUACAUAUAUAUAUACGACUGAUCUCCACUUAAUAACAAAACACUGAACCAGGCUCUUUCUCUCUCUAACACACUCAUACACAGACACUACUGUUUCUCAUCACGCUAUAUAUGGUAUUGCAGAGGAAAAGGGUGCUUUAGUGCUAUUAUGUCGUGUGUGUGUGUGAUUUUGUAACCUGUUUGAGGAGCAACAGGAGUGUGUAAAUGUUAUCGUGCUGUGAAAUUACCGAAAAACACACAAUAGCUGCGCAGGCUGCUCAUCAGUGACGAGGGUGCGAGUGUGUUUGGAGGGGCGGAGUUAAGCUCUAAGUGUGUAACGCGCUUUCAUCUUCAGCCAAGCCUGCUUAUUUCUAAUGACCGUGGCCGAGCCGCGCGAGCGUCGCAGGCCUCCUGAAGCUGCACAUAGCUGUAAAUACAGUGUGAAUGUCGUAUGUUGUAGAUUACCAGUAUAGCAUGAAGUUGUUUUAUUUUCAGAGGUAAUCACGAGGCAAAAAAAUAGUCCUUUUUAAAAAAAAAAAUUAAAAAAAGAAGAAAAGAAAAAGAAAAAAAAAUUACCUAUUCAAUAGUGAGAUGUUACAGUUUUAUAUAUAACUAGAUUUUGGGUCGUAUUAAUUUAUGUCAAGCCCCGAAAAAUGUCACUUAAAGCCCUACUGUGAAUCAUGGGGUUUAUUUUGUUUAUAUUUUGUUUUUUUUUGUUUUGUUUUUUUUUCCAA